AUGGAUGCGCUAAACGCGACCUCCUUCGCGUCCUUCAACCAAACCAAGGACUACUUUGUCGUCCUUGAGGAGGUUUCCAAGUACAAUGUCCAGCUCAACAUGGUCGAGAAACUCUGGGCCGCUUGGUACCUUUGGAUGCAGAACGACACUCUCGCCACCGGUAUCAUGAGUUUUGUCCUCCACGAGUUUGUCUACUUCGGCCGCUGCGUUCCCUUCAUGUUGAUGGACUACAUCCCCUACUUCCAGCAAUUCCGAAUCCAGAAGCAAAAAGUUCCCACCCUCAAGGAACAAUGGGACUGCGCCGCCAUUGUCCUCAUCAGCCACUUCACUGCCGAACUCCCUCAAAUCUGGUUCUUCCACCCCAUUGCUACCUACUUCGGCAUGGACUACGGUGUACCUUUCCCUCCCGUGUGGAAGAUGGCUCUUCAAAUCGCCAUCUGCUUCGUGAUGGAGGAUGCUUGGCACUACUGGUUCCACCGUGCCCUGCAUUAUGGUCCCCUCUACAAGGCCAUCCACAAGAUGCACCACACCUACUCCGCUCCUUUCGGUCUCGCCGCUGAGUAUGCUUCACCCAUCGAAACUGCUCUCCUCGGAAUUGGUGUCGUUGGAUGCCCUAUUGUCAUCCUCGCUAUCACUGGCGAGCUCCACCUCUUCACCAUGUACACCUGGAUUGUCCUCCGUCUUUUCCAGGCUAUCGAUUCUCACAGCGGCUACGACUUCCCUUGGAGUCUGCGCCACAUCCUCCCCAUCUGGGCUGGUGCCCAUCACCACGAUCUUCACCACGAGAAGUUCAUCGGCAACUACGCCUCCAGCUUCACCUGGUGGGACUACUGCCUGGACACCGAGGCCGGUGCUGACGCUCACAAGCGCCGCCGCGAGAAGAAGCUCGCUGCUAUCAAGGCUCAGAAGCAGCAAUAG
Fusarium venenatum is the source of this 918-nucleotide messenger RNA. The record is from RefSeq and is a predicted model, not a curated record. NCBI's taxonomy places the organism in Eukaryota, Fungi, Ascomycota, Sordariomycetes, Hypocreales, Nectriaceae.